Equus caballus (horse) is the source of this 3402-nucleotide messenger RNA. It is a transcript of the gene CDV3, whose product is annotated as CDV3 homolog. The record is from RefSeq and is a predicted model, not a curated record. Lineage: Eukaryota; Metazoa; Chordata; Mammalia; Perissodactyla; Equidae. Gene Ontology annotation, cellular component: cytoplasm.
UCCUCCUGUCCCUCCUCCUCUCCCUCCUCGCCGGGCCUGCGCGCGCGCGCCUCCCUUCUGCACGCGCCGCCGCUAGCCGAGCACUGUCGCAGGAGCCUCCGGCCCGCGCGUCCGUCUUCCCCUCCGGCUGCGGAGCGGGCGGGAUCCUGCACCGCGGGCGCGGCGACAGCGGCAGCUCCGGCGGGUCGGGCGGCAGCCGCGUCGCGCGAGUCCCGCGGCGAACCGUACCACCGCCCGCCGGCACGCGGGGGGAGCCGCCCGCCCCGCCGCGCUCGCCUCGGCGACCCCGCGGGGCGGAGGCGGCGCCGCGCCCGGGAGCGUGAGCGCAGCGCCCGCCUCGACCCGAGCCCCGAGCCCCGAGCCCCGAGCCCCGCGGGCCGUGCCCGCCGCCGGCCCCACCCAUCCGGGCCGAGGAGGCCGCGGCCAUGGCCGAGACGGAGGAGCGGAGCCUGGACAACUUCUUCGCCAAGCGGGACAAGAAAAAGAAGAAGGAGCGGAGCAGCCGGGCGGCGAGCGCCGCGGGCGCGGCGGGCGGCGCCGGCGGGAGCAGCGGAGCCGCGGGCGCGGCGGGCGGCGGGGCGGGCGCGGGGGCCCGGCCGGGCGACGGCGGCACUGCGGGCCCGGGGGCCGCGGGCUCCGGGGCCGCCACCAAGGCCGUGUCGAAGGAUGAAGAUGAGUGGAAAGAAUUUGAGCAAAAAGAGGUUGAUUACAGCGGCCUCAGAGUUCAGGCAAUGCAAAUAAGUGAAAAGGAAGAAGAGGAUAAUGAAAAGAGAGAAGAUCCAGGUGAUAACUGGGAAGAAGGUGGAGGUGGAGGAGGUGGUGUAGAGAAAUCUUCAGGUCCCUGGAAUAAAACAGCUCCGGUGCAAGCACCUCCUGCUCCAGGAAUUGUUACAGAAACCCCCGAACCGGCAAUGACUAGUGGUGUGUAUAGGCCUCCCGGAGCCCGGUUAACCACAACAAGGAAAACCCCACAAGGACCGCCAGAGAUAUACAGCGACACGCAGUUCCCAUCCCUGCAGUCCACUGCCAAGCACGUAGAGAGCCGGAAGGAUAAAGGGAUGCAGAAGAGCUUUGAAGUAGUCAGACACAGAACUAGACGUAGGGAUGAGGUUUCAGGAAGCCAGGCCCCUACACUGCAGCUAGACAACCGGUGUGCUGUGCUGGGAGGUCAGAGGAGCAGCUGCGCACAGUCCAGUUAAGGACUGGUCUUGGCUCACCCCGCUAGGAUAGCUAGACCACAGCUCACGCCAGGAGCAGCCCUCCGUCAGCCCGUCUCUGCUGGAUCUCCACCCGAGGCAGACCACUCGCUAGAAGCGACCGGCCCGUUGUGCUGUGGAAGCUCCCCGCUCUCUCUGUGUGUUGGAUUUAGGGGGGUUUUCCUUGUAGAAAUGUGUGAACUAGAUUCAGCAGUGUUCUUUCAUAAUUGCUCUGCAAAUACAAAGCAAAAACAAAAGCUGCAGCCAGUGGUCAUUUCGAAAUCUUUUUGUGUUCAGAUACUGAGCCUUCACAAGGGUUGACUACCUCAGGUUUGCUGCACUCGUUGUGGACUUCGCAUGGAUCACAGCUUCUGGAUGAGGAGGUUACAGCUGUUAGGUGUCGAUGUGAAACUUGAAACCAGCUCUACUGGAUUCCUAUCAGAAAUCCUGCAGAAAGUCAGCCAUUGGGGUUCUGAUCUGCUGUAAAAGGAAGAUUUAAGUGACCUUAAUUAACCUGUCCUGUGCCCCACCCUUCAGGAGCGCUCUGUCUGGGCUGUGGCUGUCUUAGACUUCCGGAACAUGCGGCUUUCAAAGGAACUGAUGUGUUCAGAUAAUCUGUAUAGGGCUGUGAUUUAUAAUUUAAACUUUGAGUUGUAUUCUGAGGUAACCACAAAUUAAAUGCAACCAAACUUGGGUCCACCAAGUGGGAAAGGGGGUGGGGGAGGGAAUAAUCUUGUUUCUUUUAGUAAUUUUUUAUUUGGGUAGUGCUUUUUCUGUGUUCCACUUUAAGGCCUUUUUUUGCUUUGACUUGGAAUGAGUCCUUUGACGGAGCAUAUUGCUUGGUUAAGUAAGUAACCUGAAAUAUGCAUUAGAAUUGGGAAAUGUCUCGUGGAUUUGCCAAUCCCUAGAGUGGAACCAAAUAGCCUUUUUUAUAAAGGGGUGGAUGCAGGGGGCUCUCCUUCAGGUGCUGCUACGGCCUCCUCUGAUCAGGUCUGAACGGUAGGUGGACUGCAGCGGAACCAGUGUGCUUCGCUCCGGCCGAGGGAUUCGCUGACCUGCCCUUAAAGAGUCAGAGCAACGUGUGCGGAAUCGCAACCUCAACCCCACUUAAGUGUCAGGGAUCUUGCCUGAUCUUUGACAAGAAUUCCAGAUACUUGUGCCCAAAUUUUAAGGUGUUGGACAUUCUGUAGAUGCAGUGAUUGUCCCAGCUCAACUCUAUUAUCAGCCUUCUGGUGUGUCUUUACGUUGUUCGUUUGGAGAGUCGGGCAAAGAGACAGGUUAUGUACACUUCUGUUUUUAAUGAUUACAGCUUAAACUGUCCAGUAGUUUUUAGUCCUUGAAAGGGACUGCAGGAAGCUACCCAGGAUUCCUGAAAAGUCUUUCCAUCUAAUGAGAUAGUCUGGUAAUUUGCUAGUUUUGUAUCUUUGGUUCGAUAGAAAUAUUUCACAGUGGUGUGUGACCACUUGGUGCAGAGUGUGGGUUUCUCUAUAAUAAAUCCCUUUGCCAAAUGCCGGAGUUGCAGACUUGCUACUGGCGAGAGUGAAGCGAAUGGGUGAGUCAAACUCUCCUGCUGGGGGAGCGUCUUCCUGUAGGAGUUCAGUCUGAUGAAAGUGUCCAUGGGGGAAUCGGCCUCCUCGGAGGGUCACAGUCUCUCCUGACGGGACCUGCCAACCGUCGCUGGGCAGUCAUGCUGGCGUUCUCUGAGGUGGCAGGAGGAUGGCUGCCUCCUGACGUGGGUGAGUAGCUGAGCCAGCCAAGGAGAGGUUGGCCGAGGAAGCGAGGAAGCGAGAAAACGAGAGAUUCUUGGUUAAACUGAAGACUUCCUUUGGAAACCAAAAUCUUAAAUAAUCUCUUGGACCUUGAGCCACAUGUUUCCCCAGAAAAGUAUGCAUUUUUUCUAGCAAAAUUUUGUUAGGGGUUGUGUUAUUGAAGAAUGAACUGAGAUGAAUAUGUGGAACUGUUAUUUAAUGGUAUGCUGUUCUAGAAAUCUGAAGACCUUCAGGAGAUUUAAAAUUCUAACUCUUGUUAUAACUUUUUAAAAGAUUGUGAAAUUAUCAAAAUGCACAUGAAUCAAGUUUUAAUAUACUGUAUGAUGGGUGGAUGAGGCUGUCCAUUGUACCAUUUCUUUCUUUGAAUUCUCAGGCAUGGUUUGGCAGUGCAAGAACUCUGUAACAUUAACAAAUUCAAUAAAAAGUAAAUAUAUGGA